CGGCGGGGCGGAAGCGGGACGGGACGGCCCCGCCCGCGGGGCGCACCGCCCUACGCGCCCGGGCAGCAACACGGCACCGCGGCGGCUGCGUUCCCGGGGCUCCUCCCUUUGUGCUGCCGGCGGCGGGCCAGCCCCUGCGGCGGCCGAGCCGGGUCAGCAUGGACGCGCGGGCAGCGGCGGCUCCAGGAAUGGAGGGGAAGAAAAUGAUUUCUGCAACAGACACACAGUAUUCUAGUGUGCUCCUUCAGUCUUUGAAUGAACAACGUGACCAUGGGCUUUUUUGUGAUGUUACUGUCAUAGUGGAGGACCAGAAAUUUCGAGCUCACAGGAACAUCCUUUCGGCCUCAAGCACUUAUUUUCACCAGCUUUUCUCAGUGGCUGGGCAAGUGGUUGAACUGAGCUUUGUAAGAGCAGAAAUUUUUGCAGAAAUUCUUAACUAUAUUUAUAGUUCCAAAAUAAUCAGCAUUCGAUCCGAUUUACUUGAUGAACUGAUUAAGUCAGGGCAACAGCUGGGUGUUAAAUUCAUAGCUGAUCUGGGCGUACCUCUGUCUGAAGGAAAAAACAUGCCAAGCAAGGUCAAAGAUGGUGCUUCAGAAACGUCAGCGUCUAGUCCAGCUCAAAAGGAUGCUGAAACCCAGGUACCUGCAAUCAGGCCAGAGAGCCAAGAGGUAAUGGAUGGGAUGCCAGUUAUAACACAAUCAUUCUCCUUACAUGGCAUAGAAUAUGAGACUACAAAAAUUACAGUGAGUGAUUCAGAUGAUGAGGAUGAUGAUGUAAUUUUCUGCUCCGAGAUUGUUCCUCCAAAAGAAUGUACUAAAGAAACGAAUACUGCAACCCAGAACCAGCCUUGCCCAAGUCCAGCUGGAGUUUCUGACCAAAAAUCUUGUGGCAGCGGUAGCUCUCCCCAUUUGACAAGUGCCACAGCAGCUCAAAAACUCACUUCGUCUGCCACUCAGCUAAGCCCAAACCAAACACAGUCAAGCGCCGAAUCACUUGUCUCCGCAACACCGCAACAUUUGACUCCUAAUAUCAUUGUGCUAAAUAAGCCUCUGCUUAACUCAGCGCUUGGUGCCUGCUCCUCACAUCAAACACAUGUGACCCCUACAAUUAAUUUAGUUGAGGAGAACCAGCAGCCUUCAAAUAAUGGAUCCCUAACUGAAGCAGAAACAACUGCUGUUGAUGACGAAGAGGUUGUUGAAGAUGAUGUCGAUAUCAUUAGCUCCUCUAGUCCUGCUUCAGUCAGCAGUAGCUCUUUGAUUCAGCCACCUUCUGUACCCAAGGCAGCAAGCACUGAAGGAUCAGGUGUACAGAAAAAACAGGUCGUUACAUUUUCACAAGAGCCAUUUGCUAAACCUGGAGAGUUAAAAAUAAAAAUCUCAGAUGUCCUUUCUGGAAACAACAAGGAAUUCAGUUCAGGCGUAUCAUCAACGCAUGUGGCUGAAGGGCAGAAAAUCAUAACAUUAGAUACAGCAACUGAAAUAGAAGGGCUGUCCACAGGCUGUAAGGUUUAUGCAAAUAUCGGUGAGGAUACGUACGACAUAGUCAUUCCUGUAAAGGGUGACUCCGAGGAGCGCGAAGCCAAGCCCGACGAGACGCCUAGAACAUCCGAUGGUGAUUCUUCAGACAGGAAACGCAUGAAAGUAAAGCACGAUGACCACUACGAGCUCAUAGUGGAUGGGAGGGUCUACUACAUUUGUAUGGUGUGUAAGAGAUCGUACGCGUGUCUGACGAGUUUACGGAGACAUUUUAACGUUCACUCCUGGGAGAAGAAGUAUCCCUGUCGAUACUGCGACAAGGUUUUCCCUCUUGCAGAAUACCGUACAAAGCAUGAAAUUCACCACACCGGCGAGCGAAGGUACCAGUGCUUGACGUGUGGCAAAUCUUUCAUCAACUACCAAAUUACGGCCUCCCACAUAAGAUCGGUUCAUAGCCAAGACCCUUCUGGAGAUACCAAGCUCUAUCGACUGAAUCCUUGCAGGUCUUUGCAGAUCAGACAGUAUGCGUACAUCACUGAUCGCUCCAGCAGUAUACCAGGAAUAAACGAGGGCGGCAUCGUUUAUCGUGUUGGCACCGGGAAGGAUGGCACGGAAGGAACAACUUCUGACCCUCCAGCCAAACAGAUUUCCUGGGAUGACAUUUUCGUUCCACAGGGAAACGAAGCAAUUUUUAAACAAAAUCCAUCAGAGGGAAGUACUGAAUUUGAGUUUGUAAUACCAGAAUCUUACUGAAUCAUGUUAAAUACUGGAAAAAGGAUUCCGUGCAGAAAUAUUGCAGCUGUUUUAAAUGAACUGUUAAAAUCACUGUAAAAUCAAAUGUUAAAGCGAAAACAAGUUAACUUGUUCUAGCAAGUCAUCAAAUGGUAGCACUUAGAUGGAUCAUUAGUAGCUGCAAGUCAUUUGUGGAAACGAUUAAUCUGAAUGUUUACUUGAACAGACAAUAAGACAUUUCCGAGGAGCUGGCAGUGUUUCCUGGUAUCUUAAUUUUGAUCAAAACAUGGGGAUUUGUAGCUUGAAAAGGUACAAUUUCUUCAAAAGAGCAAGAAAUAUUUCUUCUAAAGUAAUUGAGGUAUUUCCUGUACCCAUACUUACAAUGUAAACCCUUUCAUGUUAGCACUUUAACGCUGAAUUGUAUUUAGAUGUUAACCAAGGAAAAAAAUCAGAUUUUUCAUCAUAGUCCCUUGAAUGUGGAACCAUUUAAAAAAACAAAUCCCACAACGCAUUUUUGCAAACAGCGCAAGGGUCCAAAAUAACUCAUCCAGUAGUUUGGUGUAUUCUUGAACGAGCAGCUUAGUUCUGCUUUUAUAAGCACUAUGAAUCAUGUCCUCAUGCAAAUAGUCUUGCUAACAAGAGCCACUCAGUCAGGGCUAACUUGAACCAACUCCUUUUAUACUUGGCACUAUGGUGAGCAGAGUAUUCAGUGUCUGGACCAUUAUAUUUUACUCUUUUUGCAAUGAGGAAAAAAACCCCAAACCCACAAAGCUCAAUAGUGAAGAAGCUGAAACAGAUUUGGAUUUUUCUCCCGCACUUAUAGGGUAUGGAGGCAUGAGGACUAAACCAACAAUCAAAAAAUACCCUCUAUCCACCAUAAUCCAAAGUGUCAUUUCUCUGCAGUUGUCUAGUCACCUAUUUUCAGUUUUAGGUUUGUUAUAUUGUCCUUUUUUAUUCCUUGCAAUUGGUACAUGUUCAGACACUUGGAUGACAAAUUGGAUAUUUAACUGGAACAGGAAACAGUAGAUCUGAAAAAACUCAACAGCUGCUUACUGGAGUCAUAGUUUAGCAUUUCAGAUUGAGCGACUUGUUGAGUUUUUGUAAAUGGUGAUAUGAAAACUGCUCAAGUUCUAGAGACGACUGAGAAAGAUUAUCAUGCAUAGUACUAGUUAUUGUGACCUUUCAUCGCUUAACUUAAAGGUUUUUACUUUUUCAAGUAAGCAUCUUAAUCGUAUGAACUUCAAGGUUAAGGUUUUAGACAUGUAACACUCUAGACAGAAAGACAUCUAAAUGGUAAGUGGUUCAAAUACCACCUGAGCUAUAAAAAAAGGGUACCAGAAAUCUCUCGAGUAAUGAUGUUACAGGCUGGAUGUUGUCUGGGAUGGCAUUUCAGCAGCAAAACAUAAUCCUCACGAGACAGAAGUACCGAUGGCCUGUGUCAGCACAGGUAGCUCUGGCCUAGCUGGCUGCAUGCUAAACUGAGACUUCCCCGACUUUUUAACAAGAAAAACACGUUAUUUUUGUUAUUGACAUGACACAUCUGGAAUUAAGCAUACAUCUCAAAGUGUACAUUCAAGAAUAAUGAAACGUAACGGCUAUCAAUAUUUGCUGCUGAUAUAUUUAAAACCUUAAAUUGAACUGUGCCUACUAAAGGUCUCUUUUUGGAGGAAAACUGGAAAAUUAGGGCUUUGUAACUAUUUUUGCUAGAAGACUCGUGCUUGCAUGUGUCUCAGGGUCUUCAGUUUUCCUUGGAAGUGAUUUUUGAUAUCCAAAGUCCAGAGCUCAUGUAAAGCAUUUGUUUUGUUUCACUUCCAGUAUUUAUUGGUUUGGAAACAUGUUAAAUCCAUUCUUUUAAGACUUUUUAUGGGGCCAUGAGCUUUUAUAUUUAGAUUUUUGGCUAUUGCACUUCUGUUUGUGUUUUUUUUUGUUUUUGUAAACACUUAGCUUUCAUUUUAACUUAAUGAAAACCUUAUGUAAAUACUAAGGAGUUGGCUUCGGGGUAACAGAUGAAAAAGAUUGAAUCUGAAAAAGCAUUUAUAUAAAAAUUUAAAAUGUCAACAGAGUAUGGUAACAGACCUCACAGUCAUUUAUAUGCAUAUAAACCCAUUACCAGAUCUGCUGCAAAAUAUGAUGAUGGUGGCUGUAUCCUCACUAUAUGGUUCCUUUGGGAAUUCGCACCAUAGCAUUCCAGUAUAUGAAUUAAAUAAAUACUAAGAUAACAAUUGACUGCUUAUUUAUUUUGUCCUGCUAAGGCAUGCAGCUUAUAAAAAGACGCAGAAGCUGACGACUAUAUACAUUGAACAUUGGCUUCUACAGCUAUUGCCCGGGAACUGUUCCAUGUGAAACGUCUAUCACUUUUGCCAGAUCUGUAAUGUAUAUAGUUGUACAGUCUUUCCUUAACAUACUUUUUAAAGUUGUGCUCUACUUUUCAUUAAUCAAUACUUGAUAUUAGUUCUUAGAGCUUUCUAUGGCAAAAAUAAUUAAAAAAAGUUUAAUUGUAAA
This is a messenger RNA of Columba livia (rock pigeon), 4709 nucleotides long. It is a transcript of the gene ZBTB33, whose product is annotated as zinc finger and BTB domain containing 33. Bases 159 to 2228 code for a protein of 689 amino acids. Gene Ontology annotation, molecular function: RNA polymerase II cis-regulatory region sequence-specific DNA binding; protein binding; DNA-binding transcription factor activity, RNA polymerase II-specific. The transcript is spliced from 2 exons. NCBI's taxonomy places the organism in Eukaryota, Metazoa, Chordata, Aves, Columbiformes, Columbidae. The record is from RefSeq and is a predicted model, not a curated record. Gene Ontology annotation, biological process: regulation of transcription by RNA polymerase II.